GGUAGGUUCAUUAAGGACUCUAAAUUGCCCGUGGGUGUGUAUGUGAGGGUGAAUGCUUGCUUGUUUCAAUGUGCCCUGCGAUUGGCCGGCGACCAGUUCCGGGCGUACCCCGCCUCUCGCCCGAAGGCAGCCGGGAUAGGCUCCGGCACACCCUUGUGAGGAGAAGUGGUACGAAAGAUGAAGGAAUGAAUGUUUGGCAGGAUAGCACCCGUGUAUAGUUUUGAAACAAAUUUCCCGUACUUUACUUUAUUUGUAUGGAACAGUCCAGAAACUUUCCCAGUGUUAAUUGUCAGCAAAACCGGACCAGUAAGUAACAACAUAUGGGCUUGUGACGAUCUCAUUUUGAAACAAGGAACGUACGUACGUACGUUAAAAAAAAAAAAAAAAAACUUUAUUUAAACAAGCAAUUUACAUACCAUCAAUAACAAAUCACAUCGCGAUAGCUAAAACAGGUGCAAUAAACGCUGAUUUGCAAUAUUUAAAAUAUUUGUAUUCAUUUAUAUAUACAUAUAGCCGUCGAGAUAGAGAAAAUGUCGAAAGAUGUGCGCGUGACGUCACGGGACCCGCGCUCUAUCGCCCUCGUGAGGCCGCUGCGUGCGGGUGCAGGGAGCAUUCGAAGCUGCUAGCGGGGCUGCUACGCUAAGCGGCUCCGCCGUCCCGGUGCGCGGAAUGCAUCUCCCCAAGAAAUGCUCGGCCUUCCGCGUGGUGCUGAGCGCUCUGCUGCUGGUGGCGCUGCUGCAGCUCCUCUACUUGUCCUUCCUGUCCAAGCUCCACGGCAAGCAGCAGCGGCACCGCUAUUCGGAGCUCUUCGGAGGCACGGCGCACUCCGAGGAGAGCGCCCGCAAGGAGCGCCUGAGAUACUCUCUGUCCACCGGGGGCAUCUUCGACCACAGCGGGCAGUACCGCGUGUACAAGAACCUGAUUCCGAGCGACUCGACCGGCAAGCCGGGUUCCAACGUUCUCACGUUGGCCACCCACACGAGCAUGAACAACCUGCACCACCUGGAAGGUCUCCUGGAGCGAUGGCGCAACCCGCUGUCGGUGGCCAUCUUCGCGCACGGCCAGGACGUCGAGUUCGCCACCGCGCUGCUCUACGCGCUGGGCGUCCUGUGCCCGCGCAUGCGGGCCCUGGUGGACUUCCACCUCGUGUGCCUCUCGGGGGAGGCGGCCAGCUUCCCCGAACGGGAUCACCGGCACUUCGCCGGCCUGGACGACUGCGCCGCCGUCUUCUCCCGGCUGGAAGCCCACGGGAGCAAAUAUAAGAACUACGCCAUCGGCGCAAACGUGUCGUACCCGAAUAACCUCCUGCGCAACGUGGCGAGAGGGGGCGCCGAGGCCCCGUACAUCCUGGUCGUCGACAUCGACACGGUGCCCGCCGCGGACCUGCACCGGCACUUCCUGGCAAUGGUGGCGAGGCGCCGGCCCGCGGCGGACCGCGUGUUCGUCUUGCCCGCCUUCGAGAUCCGCCACACCAGGAAGAUGCCCGCCACCAAGGCCGAGCUGCUGCAGCUCUACCAGGUGGGCGAGGUGCGACCUUUCUACGAGGAGCUGUGCCCUCGCUGCCAAGCCCGCACCAAUUACUCCCAGUGGCUCAACAGCCGCGUCCGCGACCCCUCCGGCGGCCUGGAGGUGGCCUACACGCUCACCUGGGCGGAUCCCUGGGAGCCCUUCUACAUCGGCCCGCGCUCGGUGCCCCUCUACGACGAAAGCUUCAAGCAGUACGGCUUCAACCGCAUCAGCCAGGCCUGCGAGCUCCACGUGGCCGGGUACCAGUUCUCCGUGCUGAACUCGGCCUUCCUCGUCCACCGUGGCUUCAAGAUCCAGGGCCAAUUCCACACCAGAAAGGACGAGGAGAACCAACGCAACAGGCUCCUGUUCCGCAGCUUUAAAGAGGCUCUGAAGACCAAAUAUCCGACUUCAAGCAGGCGAUGCUAAAAAACAAACAAACAAACAAAAAACAAUGGGGGCGGGGGGCAGGGGGGGGGGGGCAUCCUCUUGGGCUUCCAGCACAUUUCCUUCCUCUUCAUCUCAAGAAGAGUAGGUGGUCUCAGGUUGCUCCUGAGAACUGAUGGUUGACCUUGUAUGUGCUGGGACAUUUUUAGUGUGUCAUACGGACUCUUUCCAAAACAAUUUGGAUAUCAAGGCAAGGUAUAUUCAUUUCCAUAAUUCCAUUCCAAAAGUUCAACUUCCGUAGAUUAUAGAUUCAGGGCCCACAAUUUGAACCGCUUCAGGUAUUUAUUUGUUUAUGUUUACAUAAUUGCAGUUUCCAGCUCAUAAAACUCACGAAAUCAGGAAUUCCAAAAAUUUGAAUACGGUGCAGAAGGGGUCUGGUCUGCAUCUCCAUACAGAUCCUCAGCAGAAGGAACCAUGAAGUCCUCUAAAACGUUCUGGUAGACUGUUGCGGAGACCUUGGAUUUAAGAAAGCAGAGUUGACCAACACCUGCACUGGACAUUGCAGCCCAAAUCAUGACUGACUGUGGAUAUUUCACACUGCACCUCAAGGACCGUGGGUUCUGUUCUUCACCCAUCUUCCCCCAACCCAUUGAACCUUGAUUCCCGAAUGAAAGGCACACUUUACUUUCAUUGAAAAAGAGGACCUUGGACCACUGGCCAACAGUCCAGUCCUUCUACUCCUUGGCCCAGUUGAGACGAUUCCUAAGUUUGGCUCGGGCUCAGAAGAACCAGACAGUUGUAGCCCAUCUCCCAGAUGGGUCUGAAUGUGGUGGUUUUUGGAAGCUGUGACUCCCGCCUCGUUGCACUCCUUCUGGACCUCUGCUAGAUUCAUGAAUCUUCUCUGUUUGAAAGUCCGCUGAAGCCCACGGUCAUCUCUUUUGCUGGUGCGUCUUCUCCUGCCACAUUUUGUCCUUCCGCUAGACUUGAAAUUUAUUUUCACAGUGUGAACAUGGCACACCAUUUUAUAUCCGUGUGCAACUGAAACAAGUGCAUCAAUGUCAUUUAAGUGUUGUCAGUACACCCUCCAGUGGACAAAGUUAGCAACAAAAGUUACUUUUAUUGAGAAAAUAGAAAUAAUGUCUUCCAUCCCCACCGGCCGGAUCGGACCCCCUGGACGGGCCGGUUCUGGCCCACGGGCCGUGUGUUUGAGACCCCUGGUUUCAUCCAUUUUCUUCACAGUGUUCACAAUUUUUGCAUUUCCUGAUUUCAUGGCUUUUUUGAGCUGGAAGCCCAAAUGGUGUGAAAAUAAACAAAAUACUUGGAAUUGUUUCAAUUGCGGGCCCUGAAUCUCCAAUCUACGGAAGUUGAACUUUUGCAAUGGAGGUUGGGAAAUGAGCUUUUUUUUGGAAAGGGUCUGCAUUAGGGGUGCUCCGAUCGCGAUUUGAUGCUGCCGAUUGUGAUACCGAUCAUCGAUGAGUGAGACCCGCCGAUAAUCGCCGAUAGCGUUCAUACGGAUGAGCCGGAAAUCUUUCAAUUCAUUUCUGGCGUUUGCUCGAAAAUCCAACACGUUUGUUUGCGUUUGCAUUGCACCUGCGCAGUGUGAAAUCGGCCGAUCGCGAUUGUGAUCGGGAGCCCAUCGAUCGGAGCGCCACUGUUGUGUGUGUGCGUGUAUAUAUAUUUAUUGUGACGUGGCAUACAGUUUGGAAAUCACCAUAUUCGCAGAGAUUUCAUUGAUUUGUAUUUAUUUGAAUGUUGUGUUGUAAAUUGUAAAUUUGCCAUGACAACCACCACGUGAAAAGUUGAUAUGAAUCGAGGUUAUUUCAAGUACCCCUUCACAAAAUCGUCCCAGAACCGUAGGUGGAAACACAGCUCCAGACAAUGGGUACCUUUUUGGUUCCGGGAUUUUGUUCCACUUAAGUGACCGUUCAAGUCCCUGGAACCAAAAGUGUCCAUUGCAUGUCUACCUAAAGUUCCAGGAACUUUUGUUUCUGGGUGCUCGUUCCAUUUCCAUCUAAAGUUCUGGGGGGCUUCUGUUUCCGGGUACCUUUUUGUUUGAAAGGUAAAUUUGUGUUUGGCGCCGAAAUGGACGCCAUGAGAACCAAGUAUGAUUCCGCUUGUGUGACCAAGUAAUCCCUGGAACUGAAAGUAGCCAGAAGUAAAAAUGAAAAUCGGAGCAUCUGAACCCGGUGGAUAGACGGCGUCAUCCCAAAAACAUGCAUGCUAGGUUAAUGGAAGACUCUAAAUUGCCCGUAGGUGUGACUGUGAGCGCGAAUGGUUGUUCGGCUGCCAUCUGCUGCCGGCGCCCUCCUCCUCGGGAAAAUAAUUUCAAUAAAAUCCUCAAAGAAUUUGUGACGCCCACUGGCGCCCUUUUUACGUUUCUGUCUUGAAAAUAACAAAUAAAAUUGCAAAAGGUUAAA
Messenger RNA from Phyllopteryx taeniolatus (common seadragon), 4310 nucleotides. RefSeq names its product beta-1,4-glucuronyltransferase 1 (gene b4gat1). The transcript is spliced from 2 exons. Gene Ontology annotation, molecular function: glucuronosyltransferase activity. Bases 670 to 1935 code for a protein of 421 amino acids. The record is from RefSeq and is a predicted model, not a curated record. NCBI's taxonomy places the organism in Eukaryota, Metazoa, Chordata, Actinopteri, Syngnathiformes, Syngnathidae.